UGUUAAUGAGUGGCAACACACAAUAAAUAUCUCUUUAUAGCUUGUUGAUGCAGAGUGGCAACGCUACGUUUGUUUUGGGCAUCAUGCUUACAGUUUAGGAGUCACACACACAAAACGCCGACAACAUGGCCCACUCAAUGCCGCCAGAAAACCUAAAUAGCCACAUACUGGCCGUGCUAAACCUGCCGCUGAUAGACAAAAUACAGCAGUUGGAGCUAUUGUUCGAAAGAUGCACCGUUCGACAAAUUCAAGAAAUUUUUCCACUUAUCGUCCACUCAAUAUUUGGCCUUAAUGGCAAUAUUUUGGGAUGGGGAUUGCGAACGACGACGAUGGAGAACGCGCCGCAUUAUUUCACAACGCUGCAACGAUUCUUUGGGGUGCGUGGCGUCUGGAUGCACAUUUGCCACCGGCUGCUCAACGAAACAACAAAAUUUGAUAUCGACAUCAACUUGUUGCCGCGGAAGUUCAUUGCAAUGCUGCAAGCCGGACCCAUGUUCUAUGCGGAUCUAAUCAACAUCGAUCCACUGCGGCAUCAAGUUAGCACCUUAUCAUUGAACACCUUUGAGUUCUACAUGUUACACUUUGUACUAUACGCGUUGCAACCGCUGCACACAGUCAAUCCCAUUGCCAUGCAGAUCCACAGCGAACGCAGCACGACCAUCUAUCAACGUCUCACCUCCGAAUAUCUGGACAACUUUCUGCCCCAGUUGCCGGAUGCGGCUAUCGAACCAAUGAACUUUUGCAGCAGCGUCAAGGCGCCGCAACAGAUUCCUGCGCAAGCGUUGCAACCGCAGCGACAACUGCGGUACCUCAAGCUGCCCAGCUCCUAUCGCAAUGGCAACGGGCAGGGAAGCGUCAUCAAUGCAGGCAACACAUCGCCACAGUCUGGCGAAAGUGGCGGCGCCGGAGGACGUGGUUAUAUGUGGCGUUCGGAGUCGGUGUUGUAUUUCUUUGUGGAUAUCUGGCUGCGUUACGAUAUCGAAAUGGAGCAUCAUCUACCCAGCAGCGAUUUUGUGCGCGGCGUUCGCACGCUGAUCAAGCAGAUUCAUUUCUUUGCAAAUACAGCGCGUUUGGAUCACAGCUCGAUGUGUGCGCUUCGGAAGGUAUCGCUGAGCAUGGUCAAGGCACGCAUAUAUGCAUUCAUAUGCAGUUUGAUCGAUCGAUGGCCACUGGACAGUUCGCUAGGUGUUGUGCUGGAGCUGUGGAUGAGCUAUAUACAACCUUGGCGUUACAAUUUAACCUCUACCGAGAACAGAACUUUGGGAGUCCAAUAUGAGCCGCCAAUAGGCACUUGUUUCGAUGGUUUCAUUAUAGACAAUCUCAUCGUCUACACGCACAUUUUUAUGCAACUAAUGCCGCGCUUUGAGCGUCUAGAUUACUCCGUCUAUCGCAAUGCCUACAUGCUGCAUCGAUUGGCCAAAACGUUUUCGCAGCCUGGCUUGGUGGAGCGCCUGCAACGCUUCGAGCGUCUGCACUCGGGCAACACAUAUGGUUUUGAUUCGCCACAGCGACAAGUGAACGUGCUAAACAAGUCAAAUAAUAGCUCUGCAAACAGCUCGUACAAUGCACAAUGGAAUCCGCUAGUUAGCAACAACAUUCCUAAGCUAUUCAGUGACCAAAUGUAUGAACAGAUUCAGAGUUUCCUUUUUAUUAUCAGUAUGGCACGCAAUUCCGUGCUGUCGGAUAUUAGUGCUUUGAGGCGCGAGAUCUCAGAGCGUCAACGCUCCGAGGGAUACAUUAGAAACCUGUUCAAAAAACUACUAGGUGAAUGCACGCAAGAUGAGUUGACGCUGCGCGAAUUGAGUCGCAUUCCGGAGGUGCUGCGUCAAUGCAUCGAUUCACUUUGUCGCACUUUUAAUGUGGAUGCUGGCAGCUUGUCGAUGCAUGAAACACUGCCUGCCGAAUCGAGCUUACCCGCAUCACCUUCAGGGCAAAAUCUAAGCUUUUUCGAUUCGAAUGAUUGCUUAGAUCUGUCCAAAGUGACACCGCAUCAUAUGUCUUUGAAUGCCUCCAAUAUGCAGCCCACUGUGGAUCCCGCACUGCUGCCCAUACAAUCGAAUGAGAUAAAGCCGCUGAUACGACUGCUGCAUCAAAUAUCUGAGAGCAUCAAUAAGAAAUAUGCCAGAAAAAUACAAGGAUGUUAUGCUCGGCAAGAUUAUGUUGGCAAGCUGUCGCGACAGGUGUUGAGUGCGCCCAUGACGGAGAAAUGGUUUGAGAACUUCGAGGGCAAUGUAGACAUGUUUGAGAAGCAGUUACCGGCCAGAAUUAAUCUGCGUGGUUUGGGCUCCAUACCAAACCUAUUGUUGAUUGCGCUUGCUCUACUCUUUGGACAUCUAUUUUGUGGUGGCGCAUUCGUUGGGCUAUUGUUAUUGUGUUUGCUGUUCCAUUUUCAAAUGGUUCGGCAUGAUUCGUACUCUCAUAAAAGAAACUCUUAUCACCUGUAAUAAAGUAUCAUAUAUCAUCAC
Messenger RNA from Drosophila sulfurigaster albostrigata, 2465 nucleotides. RefSeq names its product sphingomyelin phosphodiesterase 4. The transcript has 8 exons. The coding region runs from base 126 to 2444 and encodes 772 amino acids. Gene Ontology annotation, molecular function: sphingomyelin phosphodiesterase D activity. NCBI's taxonomy places the organism in Eukaryota, Metazoa, Arthropoda, Insecta, Diptera, Drosophilidae. Gene Ontology annotation, biological process: glycerophospholipid catabolic process; sphingomyelin catabolic process; ceramide biosynthetic process. The record is from RefSeq and is a predicted model, not a curated record.